AUGUCCUACCGCGAUUUAAGAAGCUUCACAGAAAUCAUGAGAGCCAUAGGUUACAAAAGAUUAAUUUCACUUGAAAAUUUUAAAAAGCCAAACUUCCCACUACUUUAUGAGAUUUUGAAAUGGCUGCUGUCUUACUUCGAGCCGAACGUUUUUUUACCGAAUGAAGAUAUCCAGUCGUGUUAUGAAAGAGUUAAAUUCGUAAACUUCGUGUCGGAGUUCAUGCUAACUAAAGCAAACAUAAAAAUUAAUCCCAAAAAACUCUACGAGGCGAAUGGCUAUGCAGUCAAGGAAUUGUUGAAAAUCGUGCAAGUGCUUCAUAAUGAGGUCAAAUUAAAUGAGGCCAGCUUUCUCUUGACACCUGAUGACAUCAUCACCAUCAUCAUUGCAGAGGAUGAGUUUGUUGGUGAGGAGAGUGGUGAUGAUUAUAGUAUAAGAAAUCACGUUAUCAGUAGUAAAUGUAGAGAUAGCCACAGUGAUAAUACUGAUAACAAUGAUGACGAUGAGGAUGAUAGGACUUACACUCUGCUGACCAACUUGGCUUCAAGGACGGAUGAGUUGAGAGAGGCAAGAGUAUUGGUGAAAGAGAUAACAGAGAUGGCUGCCAACCUGUACUUCAAACUUGCCAAGGAAGUUGAUCUCAGUGAAGCCAGGUUUCAUGCACUCACCAGACAUUAUGACCUCGACAGCAUCGAACAUUUGAUUGGAGAACAAAUCAAGUUAACUAUGAAAGAAACACUGGAUACUGAGAAGCUUCUGGGACGUCAGAAGGCAGACAAGUUGAGGCUGAAUGAGAAGUUCGAGAGAAAGGCAGUGGAGAUGGAUAGGUGCCUCAAAAGAUACGACACUCUCAUCAGCAUCAGGCCCGUGUACCUGAAAGAAUUUGAGUCACUUGAAGUUGAAUUUGAGGAUCUGUUCAGAGCCUAUGUGGAUAAGCACAAAAAUGUGGCGUUCCUUGAAAAUUUAAACAAUCGAUAUGAGAUGGUUGAACAACAUUGCAAGCAGAUAGCGACAAACAUGGCAAAAGAGAGCAUGGAGAGAGCAAGGAACAACACAGCGCCGUCCACAACUAAAAAUAAAUUGUUCUCAAACUCGCUGGAACCUCCGAACAGCAAAUCACGCGGGAAACGUCGCGCGGUUGAUGUGCCAGCCCUAGCGACAGCGGCGACAACAACGUUAGCUGCAGCAAACCAGCCACAACAUAAACAAAGCAGCGACAACUGUAGUUCAAAUAGUGGCUUCUUCGCAAUUUGGAACGAUGAGGAAGAUGAAAAUGAAGAUGGAGAUGAAGAUGGAUCAUUGGAUGAUGAAGAUGGAGGUUGUGACGAGGAGUUUGAUGAUGACGAAGGAGAUGAAAAAUGUAACAUCAACAACAACAGAAUUGCCGCUGAAAGAAUAAUUAAAAACGACGACGAAGAUGACGGUGCUUAUUACGGUUUUGAGUUCGGAAGGAAUGCUGCGAUAUUGAUGAUGACAAACAAGUUUGGCGAAUGUAGUGGUUUGAACAACCUGCCGUACGUCAACAAACUUCAACGUGGAAGGCCCAAGAAGAUGAACGAGUUCGAUUUGUUUGGAGGGAGUGUUUUAGGCACGCCAGCACAUUCUUACCACUUCUUCAAGAACAAGAGAUUCGCGGGCGGUACAUCCUCGAUGGUUCCAGACGAUUACGAUGAUGCCGAUGACGACGAUGAUGAUAACUUUGAAUAAUGGCGAACAUUUAUUUAGUCGACUUUUAUCGACAAUACUUGCUUCUCCUGAAGAUUUUUUCAUUAUAGAUUUUCAUUUGCGUUAUAAACAAUUAAAAUGUAUAAUUUUUCAAUUAAUCAAAAAAUUAUUUUUGCCUUAU
Messenger RNA from Helobdella robusta, 1843 nucleotides. RefSeq lists its product as hypothetical. NCBI's taxonomy places the organism in Eukaryota, Metazoa, Annelida, Clitellata, Rhynchobdellida, Glossiphoniidae. The coding region runs from base 1 to 1704 and encodes 567 amino acids. The record is from RefSeq and is a predicted model, not a curated record. The transcript has 10 exons. Gene Ontology annotation, cellular component: cilium; intraciliary transport particle B; centrosome. Gene Ontology annotation, biological process: cilium assembly.